UACAAAUAACUGUUGUGCAGUACAGAGCUCGGUGCCUGAUCAAUCCGUCGCGUAGGCACAAGCUGCUCGUGGCGAGAAACGCACGGUGAAUGGGAAAAUGUAUGAUCGAGCGAUGCUGAAGUUUUUGAGCAACGCUUCUCUAGAGAUCCAUCCAUUGAGCAAAGUACCUUUACCAGCGGCAAUCUACUGUCUGCAGCUGUCCGUCCAUGACCAGAUACGAUCGGUACGGAGUGUCCAGCGAAGAUCAGCAGGCCUCUUCGACAAUGAUGAACGGAGAUGCAUGUAUGGCCACAACGACAGCGUCGAUGACUGACGAGGAGUCACUACUGUUGAAGCGUGCCAACGCCGAAAGAGACGAAAUAUUCGAGCGAUAUGAUCGUGGUCGCGAGAAUCCUAACAUUGAUUCGUGGGAAGACCCGCUUUUUGAGGUGUACACGCAGGCGGAUCGAUAUGGGUUUUUACAUCCCGAGCAGCCAGCAACCAACCGAAGUGGCGAGCUGCCGGACAAACACCACACACAACUGGAGAUGGAACGGGUGAAGAAGUGGAUCAAAAUGCACCGGAACUGGAACAGUGCCAGCACGAAGGAAAACUUGCAGAGACGCGUCAUGAAAGGUAUUCCCGAUCGGAUGCGUUCAGCAAUAUGGCGCAAUUUGCUGGACGUCGAACAGGUGGUUGGAGAAAAUAAACACGUCUACGAAAGAAUGCUGCAACUGGCGCGUCAGUGUAGUCCCGACAUUCGGCAGAUAGAUUUCGACGUGAAUCGACAGUUUCGCAAUCACAUCUUCUACCGCGAACGGUACAGUGUGAAGCAGCAGAGCUUAUUUCGCGUGCUGGCCGCGUAUAGCAUGUACAACACUGAGGUGGGCUAUUGUCAGGGUAUGUCGACUGUGGCAGCCGUUCUGCUGAUGUACUUCGACGAGGAGGACGCAUUCUGGGCUUUGGAUAUACUAUUGACGAACGCUAGGUACGCCAUGCACGGUUUGUAUAUUGUCGGAUUUCCGAAAUUGAUGCGCUUUUUGGCGCACCACGACCGGAUACUGACCAAGUGUUUGCCAAAACUGAAGAAGCAUCUCGACAAACAUGAGGUACAUUCCGUGCUAUACUCGUUAAAGUGGUUUUUUGUCAUCUUUGUCGAACGGAUACCAUUUAGCUUAUGCCUGCGCGUCUGGGAUAUCUACAUGAUGUUCGGUGAGCGUGUACUUACGGGAAUGGCCUACACGAUACUUAAGAUGCACCAAACGAAAAUUCGCCGCAUGAAGGACAUGGACCAGAUAACCGAUUUCCUGCAGACAUCACUACACAAACAUUUUGGCUUUGAUGAUGACACUGUGAUAAGAAUGCUGAAAAGCUCGAUGGACGAGCUGAAGCGACUGAAACUGCUAACGUUGCAGCCCCCAGCCGCACCUAACGAACUGCCAUCCCUACCCCGUGGACAAUCGGUUGAACUAUCGACGAAAGUGAAGAUUGGCCAUCGAAACGAACAGUUCACGGAUCGUGAAAUUGUCCUAAAGGAGAAGGUUUUGUAUCGUAGCGAGUCGAAGAACGACGAAGAAGAACAGUACAAUAAUGAUAACAUCAAUGGCGAUGCACAUGCGGAAGAAGAGGACGAGGACGAGCGCACGGAGAAGGACUACGAUGAUAUUACGGAGGACACCGUAAGUCAGCUGCACACAGUUUCAGAUAUGGACGGCGGAAGUAGCAUCACGAAGCACUCACUGACUGGAACUUCCGUAACCUCAACCAACGACAUUAGCAUAACGUCGUAUGAACGUACCUGUGAUAUAUUUCGGCUAACCGGCAAUGGUCCUCAUCAGCCGUUCAGUCAACGCGAACACCAGCACGCUGGCCCCAACUCGGCGAUCCAUCUGCUCGACCAUCUUGCUGCUCAGUUAUCGGAUGAAGAACUCUCAUCGAUUGGAGCUGCUGUAGAUCUGAUAUUAGACGAGGAGGACAACGGCGCCGACAUACCCGGCGAUAGUGGUGAUGAUCCGAUAUCAAAGUUAGCAGAGGAAAUGGACGCACCUACUGGCAGUGAGUCCGGCAAAUCGCCUCGAAGUCCUCCAGCAAAACUAUGUGUUAGUCCUGAUCAUGAGCAUGUCGCACGUUUAGUGGCGAAUGGAAACGAUGACGAGGACGAGGAUGAGCUAACGGAAAAGCAGCUUUCUUUCUAG
This is a messenger RNA of Anopheles bellator, 2174 nucleotides long. RefSeq names its product USP6 N-terminal-like protein. Bases 207 to 2174 code for a protein of 655 amino acids. The record is from RefSeq and is a predicted model, not a curated record. The transcript has 5 exons. Lineage: Eukaryota; Metazoa; Arthropoda; Insecta; Diptera; Culicidae.